This is a messenger RNA of Hydatigera taeniaeformis, 915 nucleotides long. Lineage: Eukaryota; Metazoa; Platyhelminthes; Cestoda; Cyclophyllidea; Taeniidae. The record is from the annotation of a GenBank genome assembly.
AUGGAGGUCACUGGUACCAACUUGGGCGUCCACGAUCCCGAUAACGUGAUCCUCUAUCCCGCGCCAAAUUUCAUUUCUCCCCCUGAACGAGUGCGAGAGCACGUGGGAGAAGUUCGAACACCCCCUUCGAGUCGAAUUUAUCGUCCUGAGGAGACGGUGAUACCUAUCAAUCGGUACGUCUCAGGAUAUUCCAGCGAGUAUCAGCACAAGAUGUCUCGAGGCGGAUUUCCUCAGGAUCCGCAAGCCUCCACCGAGAACUACGUCUCCAGCACUGGAGGAGCUACAUCACCAAGGAAUUUUUCUUUUUCGAACGGUGCCACUGAUUCCUACACAUCCUCCACCCGUUUCAACCAUCCAGCAUCUCCUACCACCAACACGUCGAUGCCUCGAAGCUCCAUUCGUGAGACUUCAAUACAUGUGCAGGGCGGCGAAGACGAUCAGAUGGAGUGGUCACGAAGGGAGGAAAGUGUACGGGAAACGGGCUCGAGUCAUCAUCAUUCACAGCUCUCCAGUCACCUCUCAGACCACCAUCAACAUCGUCUCCUCAGUUCUCCACUGUCCCAAAUCAAUGGCUACUCGCCACUGCCCCCACCGGUUCCAGCACCGACCAGUCCAGGUUCGCAGAGCGUAAAAAUUACGCGGAAACCCAUUCGAGUGCAGCGAAAUGGCGAUCAGGAGGUAAUCACCACGGAGGAAGUAAAAAAAGAGGAUGACAACAGUGAAACCAUCAUUCAUCGACGCACCAUCAGGCGAAAACGUCUUCCAUCGUCUCGUUUGAUUGCCCGCGAGAACGACAUUUCGGAGGAUUGUGAGUGUGGCUCCAUUUUCUUUGUUCUCUCAUCCAUCUGUGAAAUGCCCUCUCAGAUGCAUUCACUUUCUACUAACUUCAGUUCAACGCACGUCGUCUAUCAGUAG